AUUUAGACCACGCAUGAGGCCGAGUCAGAAGUCAAAGUCAGAGUCUUCCCAGUUCGCUCCGUCUGAGUCACCGAUUGGACUGAAAUUAUCCUUCCUCCUGAAGACAACAGAAUAACGAGAUUAGAGGGUAAACAUGUCCACAGAUAAAGAGCUCGAGGAUCUUAAUGAAGAGGAUAUCGAUGAAGAUGAAAUCCUGGCGAUGCUUUCGCCCGAGGAGCUCCAGGAGCUCCAGAGUGAAAUGGAUGUUAUGAUCGCCCCUGAUGAGAGCGUACCGGUGGGGCAGAGACAGAAGGACCAGACGGAGAAACCUCCAACGGGGUCGUUCGACCACAGAUCGCUGGUGGAUUACCUCUAUUGGGAGAAAGAGUCGAAACGAAUGCUUGAAGAAGAGAGAGUGCCCGCCACUCUGCUGCCCAGCGAGAAAACCUUGAGAGAAGAAGCAGAACAGAAAGAAUCAGAGGAAAGCUCUGGUGACGUGAAAUACGAGGUCUACGAAGUGAUCGAAGAGGUGAUUGAGGAGGAAGGUGCAGAUUGUGCAGACGGAGAGGAAAUUAUAGAGGAGAUCAUUGAAGAGAUAAUUGAAGAAGUUGAUGAGGUCGAUGAAAAGAGGAAAGCAGUGGACGUGAAAGAAGAGGAAGUGGUGAAGCCACCUGUGAAAUCUGAAGGUACAGAAAAGCCUCCACAGCCUCCGCAAGACGCAGAUGAAGGUAAAGCUGAGCGGCAGCUUCCUCCAGUCACAGAAGAGACACCUGCAGCCUCGAAUCACAGCACUGAAGAAGAAAGAGAGAAAGAUGCGUGUACAGACAGUUUGCCUUCAGAGAAAGCACCGGAGCAGCCAGAGACAAAGGAAUCCAGUGACUGGGUCCCGCCGAAAGAGGAAAGGCAAAUUAACAAAUUAAAAAUCCCCAAGCUGACACUGAAUACAAUGAAAAUGACGUCAAGGCCUUCGGGAAAUGAGACCAACUUGGAGUCGACUCUUGACAAGAUCCGGAACAACAACCCCUCCAUCACGGAGGUGAACCUCAACAAUAUUGAGAACAUUCCCAAAGAGAUGCUCCUGGACUACGUGAACGCCCUGAAGAAGAACAAACACGUGAAAACCUUCAGCAUAGCCAACACCGGGGUGGAUGAAAACAUCGCUUACAACCUGGCCAACAUGCUCCGGGAGAACCGCAGCAUCAUUACCCUGAACAUCGAGUCCAACUUCAUCACCGGGAAAGGCAUCGUCGCCAUCAUCCGAUGCCUCCAGUUCAACGAGACGCUCACCGAGCUGCGUUUCCACAACCAGAGGCACAUGCUGGGCCACCACGCCGAGAUGGAGAUCUCCCGCCUGCUCAAGGCCAACAACACGCUGCUGAAGAUGGGCUACCACUUCGAGCUGCCGGGGCCGCGGAUGGUGGUGACCAACAUCCUGACCAGGAAUCUGGACCGCCAGAGGCAGCUGAGGAAGGAGGAGCAGAAGCAGCAGCAGCUGAAGGAGCAGAGGGAGCUGAUGCAGAUGUACGAACACAGUCUGAACCUGCCUCCCGGGUUGCUGCAGAUGUUGGGGUACUUACCGCCUCUAGAGCUGCUGAAGGAGCGUGGACUCAUCCCGCCUUCUGCAGACCUGAACGCUCCGCCUCAAACGCACCAUCAAGCAGAGCAGCCGGAACCACAGAAGCAGCGCAAACUCAACAAAAUCCCCAAAAAGCCGUCAACGGCGAACCAGCCGGGCAACGCGGAAACAACCAACCCCCUGAAGAACGUCCAGCUGAAGAGGACUCCCAAAAAACGAGAUCCAUUCCUAGACCUGGACCCGAGGGAGGACAGGAGAGCGGAGAAGCCGAGUUUCCAGCUGAGGAAGACCCCCAAGGUGAGGGAUGCAGACGGCGGAGACACGGGAGAUGAAAAACCCAACUUGAAAGACAUGAUAAGGACUCUGAAGCCUGUCCCUCGCCGACGAGUGCCUCCGAAGGUCGACCUCACGCCGCGCGAUCAGCUCCUGGACGAGAUCAAGAAGAGCAACGUGGCGUAUCUCAAAUCUGUGCCGCUCCCCAAAGUGCUGGAAUCAGGUGAAACGAGUCUGCUCUGAGACGUCGACUCAUGCCGAGUGUUGAGUUUACACACGACUCGCUGCACAGCAGCAGUGCAUUAGGCUAUACGACUGAACUGCAACGUCACGGCACUUCAAAUAAAAAUAUCGAUUUGUUUCUGUUCUACUGUUUAUGUUGCAAUAUUUAUAAAGUUAUUAUAAUUAGUGUUAAGUCACUGAAACACACGUGUUGAAUUCACAUUGAAAUGUGUUUCAUUUGUGUUGUCUUUUCAAUGGCAUGAUAAAAAACUGUUUUCACAGAGGAGUUUUUUGUAUUUUCCGAAAUGUGUAACAUGCUGGAAAUGGAUGGAAACUGAGACGAAGAUUGUUUGAUUACAUGUGAUGAAUUUUAACUUUGGCACAACAUUUAAAUAUAGUUGCAUUUUGCUAUAUUAAAAAAAAAAAAACCUUUCAUUCUUUGCCUUGGACCUUUAUCAUUGU
Molecule: messenger RNA, 2512 nt
Organism: Salarias fasciatus (jewelled blenny)
Lineage: Eukaryota; Metazoa; Chordata; Actinopteri; Blenniiformes; Blenniidae
Gene: lmod3
Product: leiomodin 3 (fetal)
Exons: 3
Coding region: 134-2071 (645 amino acids)
Biological process (GO): pointed-end actin filament capping; actin filament organization; muscle contraction
Cellular component (GO): cytoskeleton; striated muscle thin filament; myofibril
Molecular function (GO): tropomyosin binding
Source: RefSeq, a predicted model, not a curated record